Gadus morhua (Atlantic cod) is the source of this 1976-nucleotide messenger RNA. It is a transcript of the gene trmt61a, whose product is annotated as tRNA methyltransferase 61A. Gene Ontology annotation, cellular component: nucleus; tRNA (m1A) methyltransferase complex. Gene Ontology annotation, biological process: tRNA methylation. The transcript is spliced from 4 exons. The record is from RefSeq and is a predicted model, not a curated record. Bases 245 to 1141 code for a protein of 298 amino acids. Lineage: Eukaryota; Metazoa; Chordata; Actinopteri; Gadiformes; Gadidae. Gene Ontology annotation, molecular function: tRNA (adenine(58)-N1)-methyltransferase activity.
AGGAUCACCGCAGAUCUACAAACCAUGCGCUCAGCGACACGCACGUAGGCGGAGCGCCGGCGGGAGGCGGAGAUCUGCGAAUCCGCGCCGCCGCUUCCUCCUCCUCCUCCUCGGCUGCUCUGAAAACAAACCCACGUGUGGACCCGGAGAACCGGCGGCUCUCAACCAAAACACCGACACCUUCGUUUAACUACACCUCUCAUCGGUUGGCCAGGUGAACCGCACCCCCAGGAGAGGAGACGUCAUGAGCUUCGUGGAGUACUCCGAGACGGUCCAGGAGGGGGACGUGGCCAUCGUCUACCUGGGACACGAGUCCAUGAUGGCGGUCAAGGUGCAGAAGAACGGCCAGACCCAGACGCGCUACGGCGCCAUACGCCACUCCUCCGACCUGAUAGGCAAGCGCUACGGGUCAAAGGUCACGUGCAGCAAGGGCGGAUGGGUGCUGGUGCUGCACCCCACGCCGGAGCUGUGGACGGUGAACCUGCCCCACCGCACCCAGAUCCUCUACACCACCGACAUCGCCACCAUCACCAUGAUGCUGGAGCUCAAGCCCGGAGCGGUGGUCUGCGAGUCAGGAACAGGAAGUGGGUCUCUGUCCCACGCCAUCCUGCGCACCAUCGCGCCCACUGGCCACCUCCACACGGUGGAGUUCCACAAGCAGCGGGCGCUGGAGGUGGAGCAGGAGUUCCGGGAGCACCGCGUGGCCCACCUGGUCUCCGUGCGCAACCAGGACGUGUGCCUGGACGGCUUCGGCGUGGCGGGCGUGGCCGACGCCGUCUUCCUGGACAUCCCCAACCCCUGGGAGGCCGUGGGCCACGCCCACAGCGCCAUGAAGAGACACGGGGGCCGCCUGUGCUCGUUCUCCCCCUGCAUCGAGCAGGUGCAGCGGACGUGCGAGGCCCUGGCCGCGCGGGGCUUCCACGACCUCAGCACCCUGGAGGUGCUGCUGCGCGUGCACGACGUGCGCACCGUGGGCCUGCCGCUGCCGGACUUCGGCCCGGACCGCACCCCCGACCCCGCCCAGACCCCCGCCCCGCCGCCGGCCCCCCACGCCUCCCUCUCCAUCAAGACCACCACCCCCCCGCGGAGCAUGGCGGGCCACACGGGCUACCUCACCUUCGCCACCAAGCCCCGCACCUGACAGAGCCACGGGGUGCAUCGUGGGUAGCGGACCGCCGUAACGUUUUCCCCCCGGCGGGUCGUCGUCACGGGGACGAGGUCGAGCUCGGGACGGUCCGUCGUCACGGGGACGAGGUCGAGCUCGGGACGGUCCGUCGCCACGGGGACGAGGCCGAGCUCGGGACGGUCCGUCUCUGGCGACAUUUUGAACCGGGAGGAGCCGAUACCUUCCUGGUUUCCUCAGCUAAAAAUACAUCAAACGUUACCCAUGGUGCAUUGCCUUAAGAGCUUAAUGGUUUCCCAGAAACCACAAAGAUCGAAUGUCAAUGAUGGUCUUUGAGUGGUCGAGAUUGCUCAAAUCAAUUCUUCUGUUCAUGGGCCUUAACCAUCCGGCGGGCAUCUUGGCUCCAUCUUUGUUCUGAACGUGGCCACUAGGUGAAUAAGGGCUCACGUUAAUACCCUUUACCUAAACCUUGCCACAACGAACCCUUAACUCAACUUUACCACAAACAAAGCAGUACCUAAACUUCACCAAAGUGUGCUGCUGAGUUUCUGUUCCCUCUAAAUGUCCAGUCUGAGGAAGCUUCCCAGACGCCCUUAUUUUGAAGAGUAACGUCAGCAAGUGUUUACAAAGAAAAGCCCUUUUGAUUUACGUUGUUUUACACUUGAGGAGUAGAUUCCCCUCACUCUGCUGUGUUGCUUGAAUCAAGUCAGUUGUUUUAUUAUAAUAAGUUCAAGAAUCUUCUGGCUGAUACAUUUUGGUUUGCUUUUUAUAAUGUCUUAAGACUAGACUCAUUUUAUAAGAGGUUGAAGGGAUUUGUACAUUGGGGGAAAUGUAUUAAAGUGUGGAAAAAGUG